Echinops telfairi (small Madagascar hedgehog) is the source of this 2731-nucleotide messenger RNA. Its product is annotated as zinc finger protein 239-like. Bases 1402 to 2367 code for a protein of 321 amino acids. Gene Ontology annotation, biological process: negative regulation of transcription by RNA polymerase II. Lineage: Eukaryota; Metazoa; Chordata; Mammalia; Afrosoricida; Tenrecidae. The transcript has 4 exons. The record is from RefSeq and is a predicted model, not a curated record. Gene Ontology annotation, molecular function: DNA-binding transcription repressor activity, RNA polymerase II-specific.
GAUUUAUACGCCAACAAAGAGCUUUAAAGGGUCUUGAGGAAACCUUUCCAUUUAGAAUAGUGUCUAAAACGACACCUCGGAGUAAAUUUAAACACCAGGGCAAAAACUUAUGCAUGGAAAACUAUGGCACUUUAAGAAAGAAAUAAAGACCAAACUAGAUGAAAGUAAGAUGAAAGGCCUGGAGAUUCCUUUCAAAAUGCCCCAGCUACAGAGAGCUAUACCGAGUGAUGUUCUACUUUGAGACAGAACUACAAAUCAGAGACUUUAUCCAGAAAUCAUAUACAUAGAUCAUGGAGAUAUUUGGGAAGCAUAUGUAAAAUGAGGGUUUCAAAUUCAGAAUAUGUAAAUUCCUACACCUCAGAACCAACAAACAAUGAAGGAACCCAUGCACAAAAAAAGGAACGUGUAUGAAUGUUUUCUGCAUAGAAGACACACAACCAGUGUGAGGUAAAUAUAUGCACGCUCAUCAUUGCUGCGGAGUCAAUAAGCACAGGAGAAGAUGGCCAGAGUCUGUAGUGAUCAGGAAAAUACAAGUCAAACCCAAAAUGAGAUACUGCUGGAGGCCCACUGGGAUGGCUGUCAUCAAAGUUAACAAUUUCUGUGUCAAACAUUUGUGGAGUCCCAGAAAUUGAGGUGGGGUUGAGGGUUCAGUGGUAGAAUCCUCAGCCUCCAUGUGCAGCAUCUGGUUUUGAUACCCCGCCACCACACCUCAGAGGUAGGUCAGUGGAGGCUUGCAUGAUCCAGUUCCUCACAUCUUCUCUCAAACCUCUCUUGGCUCAAUACAAGCACACGCAGCCAGCCCUUCUUGGGGAUUCUAUGGAAAAGUGAUUGUGUGUCAGUGGUAACUCACAUUAACAACAUGUCUACAAGAGUAUGUAGUGUUAGUGUUAUUUUCACAGUAUGGUAGGAGGCAAGAGAAACAUGCAUCAGUUUGGAUUGAGCCACGUAUAGAAACUCAAACCUGUUUCCAUGGAGUCCACUCUGACCUAUAGUGACCCUCUGAGACCAAGUCAACAGACUCCUGCCGCACAGCGUUUCCAGGGAUGUGCGUCCUCAUGGAAGCCGACUGCAACCCCUUUCUCCAGUGGGGCAGCUGGUCCCCGGCUUGGUGAACAGAGAGCCAGUCAAGUCUAGACAGUUGGAGACCAAGGACGGCCGUUUUGUACUUUCAUGAAAUUCCAAGCAAGGGUUUGUACUGUUCUGCCUGCCUGUGGACCAGACAUCAUUCACCUGCUUCCAGACUGCCCAGUGGCUCUGCCUGCACUAGCAGCCCUCUUCCUAGAGAGUCUCCUUGUGCUUAGAGAGCACAUUCACGUGCACCUCCAGAAGCUGUAGCCAGGAAAUGUUUCUCAAAACCUGGAUGAUGGAGCAAAGCUGUCCACUGAAAAUACAAUACAGUUCAUGAAAAAUGACACCUGGUCCUCUAUGGUAGGAGAGGUCUGUGAAUUGCAUGUCACUGAAGACCAGAAUAAAGACCAGACUGCAUGUGUGAGCAAGCAUGUGAUAGAGAAUGUCAGUGAAGUUAAUGAAGACUAUCAAUGUGGACAGUCCUUCAGCUGGGUUGUAGAUCUUUCCGUGCUCAGAAGAACUCCCAUGGAAGCCUAUUCUUCAUCAUAUCUUCAGUGUGUUAAAUCCUCCACGGAUCAUUCAUCACUUACACAUCAUAUCAGCUCUCACUUUGAAUAUGGUACCUACCAAGAUAAGGGAUGUGAAGAUGUCUGCAGUUGGCCACCUUACCUCAGGACAUCAGUGCAGACUCUUACUGGAAAGAAACCCUAUGAAUGUAAAGAAUGUGGCAAAGCCUUUCGCUAUCCCUCUCACCUUCGAACACAUAUGAGAAGUCACAAUGGAGAAAGGCCUUAUGAAUGUCAGGAAUGUGGGAAAUCCUUUGUCCAGUCUUCAUCCCUCAAUAGUCAUAUGAGAACUCACAGUGGAGAGAAGCCAUAUGAAUGUCAGGAAUGUGGGAAAGCCUUUCUUCAGUCUUCAGGCCUUAUUGCACAUAUGAGAAGUCACAGUGGAGAGCGGCCCUAUGAAUGUCAGGAAUGUGGGAAAGCUUUUGUUCGGUCUUCAUCCCUCAAUAGUCAUAUGAGAACUCACAGUGGGGAGAAGCCAUAUGGAUGUAAGGAAUGUGGGAAAGCCUUUAGUGUGUCCUCAAAUGUCAUUCAACAUAUGAUAAUUCACAGUGGAGAGAGGCCUUAUAAAUGUAAAGAAUGUGGCAGGUCCUUUUCUCAUUAUUCGUCCCUCAUCAGACAUAGGAGAGUUCACAGUGGAGAGAGGCCCUAUGAGUGUAAGGAAUGUGGCAAAACCUUUCGUUGGUCCUCAGACUUCUCUGCGCACAAGCACACUUGUAGUACAGAGAAGUCUUAAGGAUGGUUUGCCACAUACUGAUGCUUCAAAUUAAAAUUUCCUUGAAGUCUCUCCUAAGAGAAAGCAUCUCAGAGAGUAAGAAGGCAACAGAAAUGCAAAAUAAGGGAUCAUGAAAAUUACUUUGUGCAUUUGGGAAAAACAGUUUCAUUGUAAGUAUACAUCUGCCUUGAUAAGUGGCUAAUUCUUCAGUAUCACGAGCAGCUGUGCAGAUGUGUACUUUCUCAGAUCACACUAAAUUUUACCUAAAAUCUUUUUGUGUCACAAGUAAGGACUUAGCAAGCAGCCUUGAACAUAUGUGAAUUCAUGGUUUUAAAUGUUAAAUUAUAUUAAAUUGCAAUAAAAUGUGCUGAUGUUGUAUUUGGAA